CAUAUUUCUAUUGAGAAUCAACGAUGUAUUCCUGUAACUUUGCGAUGAACUUGGUACACAUUUCACUAGCCAGUUGGACUAUUUUUACGCUCGUCCAAGAAGUUGUCUCAUUGAAAGAAGCUGUGAUGCACCGAGAGUACAAAGGAACCCCAUUAGCAGUGAUAAAAAAGAACAACUCGUCUCUACAACUUGCGAUACCUCACGCAUAUAAAUCAAGCGCAUAUCUUUGCAGUUAUAAUUACGAUGAUUCCGAAGCCGAAAAUGGCCCUAAAGAAAAACUGAUGAUUGCGUGCCCCGCACAAGGAGAAAAACAAUUACAAGUGGAAAAGGAUUGGAAAACUCGUGUUUUGACCACUGCAGAAAGUACGCUACUUUUUCUGUACGAGUACACAAACCAAGACACGUUGUGCAGUUCGCCAGAGUUCAUACCCUCGAUUAAUAAAGUUGAAGAAAACAGUGAUGAUCUCGUAAAACAUUGCAACCAAUUGGACGCAGACAUGUAUGAAGUCGGAUAUCCGGUAUCAAACGACGAUGAAGGAAAGGAUAUCAAGUUUUUAUCCACGUAUAAAAUAUGCUAUUCAAACAUCGAAGGCAAAGAAGCUACACUAUACUCAAUUCACCGUAUCGAAUCACCAGAUCUGUUGUUUAUGGGUAUAAUAAGAGAACCUAAUGAACAUGCAACAUUUAGGUUUUGGCACUAUCAGGAAUCGAUUUUGGAUUCCAGUUUGAGCACUACAGAGUCUCUUAAGGGCAUGGUAAGCUAUGACAUCCAUCCCGAUAUCUCGAAUUAUUCAUUAGACAUAAUUAUUUGAUUUGAUUGAGGCGGAGCUAGAUUGAAAAAUCAAAAAAAAAACCAACCUCGCAAACCAAAUCUA
Messenger RNA from Planococcus citri (citrus mealybug), 875 nucleotides. RefSeq lists its product as uncharacterized. The transcript has 4 exons. Lineage: Eukaryota; Metazoa; Arthropoda; Insecta; Hemiptera; Pseudococcidae. The record is from RefSeq and is a predicted model, not a curated record. The coding region runs from base 24 to 812 and encodes 262 amino acids.